Aspergillus japonicus CBS 114.51 is the source of this 700-nucleotide messenger RNA. RefSeq lists its product as uncharacterized. Gene Ontology annotation, molecular function: acyltransferase activity, transferring groups other than amino-acyl groups. The record is from RefSeq and is a predicted model, not a curated record. The coding region runs from base 75 to 632 and encodes 185 amino acids. Lineage: Eukaryota; Fungi; Ascomycota; Eurotiomycetes; Eurotiales; Aspergillaceae. The transcript has a single exon.
GACCCAUCCAUCAACGCUUCAUUCUUCAAGCUUAAUCAUCAUAUCCUUUCCUCGCGAUAUCACCGUGACCAAGCAUGUCAUUACCCACAGAACCCAUGCACUGGACCCGAGGUGAAUUCCUCAUCUCCACGGAUAAGACAUAUCUAUCGCUCGCUGCCAUAAAUCACGCGUUUGGACAAGAUUAUAUGUACUGGGCCAGCCCAUUUCCGGAGGAAAUACUCGAAAAGAUCAUCGAUAAUUCAUUUUGCUUUGGCGUCUACAGUCUGGACUCGCAUCUACUCUGCGAUGACGAGAACGGUCACCCACAGCGACCGGUAGAAGCCUUGAAGGCAGCCGAUGCCAGACAAAUCGGGUUCGCUCGACUGGUUACCGAUGGUGUCACGUUCGCCUACCUGACCGAUCUUUACGUCCUACCGGAGUAUCAGGGACAGGGGCUGGGUGGGUGGCUCAUCGACUGUGUGGACGAGGUCGUCCGCCCUUUGCCGUACUUGCGGUGGCUGAUGCUGCGGACCUCGGCCGCAAAGAGUCAGGCGUCCUACGAGACCCGGCUUGGGAUGAAGGUGCUAGAUACCGGGGAUGCUACCAAAGGGGCCGUCAUGAUGGGGAGGCAAGGAGCGGCCGGAAGAGCAUGAUUGUACAGGUUAAUGCUGGGAAGGGGCGGAGGGUGAAUGACUCUUGGAGACUCGCAAUUGAAUAUAGG